Phyllopteryx taeniolatus (common seadragon) is the source of this 3602-nucleotide messenger RNA. It is a transcript of the gene slc25a44a, whose product is annotated as solute carrier family 25 member 44a. Bases 1124 to 2212 code for a protein of 362 amino acids. Gene Ontology annotation, molecular function: branched-chain amino acid transmembrane transporter activity. Lineage: Eukaryota; Metazoa; Chordata; Actinopteri; Syngnathiformes; Syngnathidae. The record is from RefSeq and is a predicted model, not a curated record. The transcript has 3 exons. Gene Ontology annotation, cellular component: mitochondrion. Gene Ontology annotation, biological process: transmembrane transport; branched-chain amino acid catabolic process.
GUUGUUGUUGUCGUUAGCAGCGAGCUAAGCUAAAACUGGAGGAGGCGGAGGGGACGCUAGUGACAUUCAUUACACGUGCCUCUCUCUCCUAACGAUUCUUCAUCAACAUUAAACAUUUUGAAGACUAAAUAUGAAUGUAGUGGGGGCUAUUAUCUUAAGGGCCAGAAAAUGAAGCAUUUAAAUGAGGUGUGACAUUCAUUCAGUGAAAGAGACGAUGGACCUGGAUUGGAGUACUAUUUGAGGAAAUACACACAAGGUUAAGUUGUACAGAUACCGUAUCAAUGGUCAAAAAUAUAUAGAGGCUCCAAUAUUAAAACAAAAUUCAAGUAAAACUACUCACCCUUUGAAGACGCCUGACUAUCAGUCAAUAUGAAAUCAUAUUUUACUGAGGAGACAAACCCUUUCCUAUGUCACAAUAAGUUCAGUUUCUGGUCCUGUGGUUUUCAUCACACAUUUCCUCUUUAACAAGCAAAACACGAGUUAACCCUUGAGAUCGGGGGUGUGCAAACUUUUGUACUCAAGAGCUGCAUUAGUGGUGUUUUUUUUUUGUUUUUUUUUUUUAAUUUAAAUGGACAGAUGAGCAGAUCUUCACAUUUCAGGCUCAGCCUACAAUAACUGCACUUCAAACUUGUGGUUUGUCAUAGCGUAGGCAAAUAAAGUUAAUUCAAGAAAAUCUCUUGUAGCUGCAUUUUCCUUAAUUUGUUUAUUUGGUUUUUAAUUUAUUGUUUUAGUUAGUGAUAUUGUUGGUCAGUACCUGAAUUUGCACACCUAUUUUAGAUUUUUUUUCUAUGACUUUCAUGUUCUGAUUUUAAAAAUAAGUUGUAGUUUUUUCACAGAAUACUUAAUUACUGGGAGGACUACACUUUUUGCUUUUACUCGAGUCAUAUUAUUCUUAUGUAACGGUACUCUUACUUGACUACAACGUUUGGUUCCUUGCUUCUGGGUCACAUAAACCGGAUCAAUUACAUAUUAAUAUCAAAGUCAGUCCUGUGGUAUGUUUUUCAAAUUCCUAUUUUACAACUAAGCCUAAACGUGAAUGAUGACAAAUCUAAAUUUUUUGGGGGGGCUUGUCUUCGGGGGGGGAGGUUAUACGAACUAACAUUUUCAUUGUUUUGAACUUCGAAUGCCAGUUGAAAAUAAAAUGAACAACAGAUACACAGAUUUGUUGAUUUUUUUCAGUUGGGAUGACUCCUGGAGGGCGGACGACAUCAGCCUUGAGGCUUUAGCGACGUGGCACUCCCCCCCACCCAGGACCACCAUGCAGCAGAAAGGUGCCAUCCAGAUCAUCGAAUGGGAGGACCUGGACAAGAGGAAGUUCUACUCGCUGGGCGUGCUCAUGACGCUGAGCACGCGCGCCACCGUGUACCCGGCCAGCCUUAUCCGCACGCGCCUGCAGGUUCAGAAGGGCAAGGCGCUCUACUCGGGCACGGUGGAUGCCUUCUGCAAGAUCCUUCGGGCGGAGGGCGUGCAGGGCCUGUACCGCGGCUUCAUGGUCAACACCUUCACCCUGGUCUCGGGCCAGGCGUACAUCACCACCUACGAGCUGGCGCGCCGCUACGUGUCACGGUACUCAUCCAGCAACACGCUCAAGUCGGUGGUGGCGGGCGGGGCGGCGUCGCUGGUGGCGCAGACCAUCACGGUGCCAAUCGACGUGGUGUCGCAGCACCUCAUGAUGCAGGGCCAGGGCGAGCACAGCGGCCGCUUCAAGGCCAAACCCAAGAUGAUGCUGGCGGCCACCAAGCGCAGGCUGACCUUCGGGCAGACGCGGGACAUUUCAGUGCAGAUCUUCGCCGCGGACGGUUUCAGGGGCUUCUACAGGGGCUACGUGGCGUCCCUUCUCACCUACAUCCCAAACAGUGCACUUUGGUGGCCCUUUUAUCACUUUUACGCAGAGCAACUAUCUCUGAUGGCGCCUCGCGAGUGUCCCCACCUCAUUCUGCAGGCGCUGGCUGGGCCCAUGGCCGCCGCCACCGCCUCCACCAUCACCAACCCCAUGGACGUGGUCCGGGCGAGGGUGCAGGUGGAGGGCCGCUCGUCGGUGGUAGAGACUUUCAAGCAGCUUCUGGCAGAGGAGGGCAUCGGCGCUAUGACCAAGGGGCUGUCAGCCCGCAUCAUCUCCUCCACGCCCACGUCGGUGCUCAUUGUGGUGGGCUACGAGACCCUCAAGAGGCUUAGCUUGCGGGACGACCUGGUCCAGUCCAGACACUGGUAGAGGAAGCAAAGCCCAACGCCGCAUUUUACCUCAUGGCAGGAGCUCACUUUGGUCUCUGCAACAACACUGCUGCCAAAAAAUGUCAAAACUAUGGCAUAGUGUAAAAAAAAAAAAAAAAAAAAAAAAAAGGCUUUCUGUACUAAAAGCUACUGUGCUUUACAAAUAGAAAUAAGGUUUUCUUCUAUGGCGGGACCUCUAAAGUUUAACUGUAUCCGUUCUGUGAUGCUGCCUGACUGUCACGUCAAUUAUUUCGCCACUGGAAAGGUCAAGUGAAUGAACUCACUGUUCUGGUGAUGUUUUAAGUACAGUAAUUCCUCUAUUGCAGGAAAAAGGGACAAAGCCUCCAUAUGACUAGUAAAAAAAGUAAUUUAGUUUCUCCCUGACAUACAAAGCUUGUCUCUCAGUCGACAAGUAUCCAUUCAACAUAACUACUUGGACCAAGUACUGUUGUACUUUAUUUAGACAGGGCUUUGGCACCAUCUUGUGGCAUCUUCACAAAAUGGCAAAUUAGUGAGUUAGUGAAUUGCGACUAUGCAUGGGAUUUUUGGAACCCUUUAAUGUUCUCAACAGUCAUACAAGUUAACCACUGUUUAAUACAACUGAAACAAAGUAACUUACCAUUUGAAGACUGUAAAUGGAAACGGGGAGGCGUUUGCAGUCUAACACUGUCACCAAAUGGCAUUUUAUAGGUAAUGCUAAGUGUAACAAAACCACUUAUUAGAAGACGCCUGAGAGCCAGACACUUUGGUCAUUUCAAGCGUUCAGCUACGUUUUUUUUUUACUUUGGCACCUGUUAGGUCAAAGUUUUAUUUUCUAAUUAUUUUUAGUUAAUUGUUCUGCUCAUAUUGUCAUUUUACAGAUGCUUUCCUAUGUCGCAGUAAGUUCCAGUUCUUGUUUGUCUGACGUUAUACCCUCCCCCAUCUAUGGUGGCAUCACAAAAUCCCGUUUGACUUUGGAGAUUCUGCUGUAUGGUACUAGAGUGAUUUUAUGUGGAGAAAUGUACGGUAAAUUCACUGCCCCGCAAAUAGACGCCGUGCUCCAAACAACCCUUCACAUCUUUGUACAAUUUAGUCUUCAGUGAAACUGCAGUACCAGAAGAAACUCCUCGCAAGCAUGGGGGAGAAAAUGCAAACUCCACUCAGCAGGGUCUGAGCUGAGAUUUGAACCCAGAACCGUGAGGCAGACAUGUUACCCACUAGUACACUUCUACCUGUUCCGUCAUCUUUUUGAAACUACCUUCAUGUGUCAUACAUAAUUUGACAGCACACUGCUCCUUUAAAAGACUUAAAUACAGAUGCACACCAGCACACAUGAACAGCCUCAUCCAGGGCUGCUCAACAGACCCGAAUUGUGGUUCUGGAAUAAAACCCAACUUAAUGAACUCUUAAAA